Messenger RNA from Cyclopterus lumpus (lumpfish), 1424 nucleotides. It is a transcript of the gene hddc2, whose product is annotated as HD domain containing 2. The transcript is spliced from 6 exons. Gene Ontology annotation, cellular component: cytoplasm. The record is from RefSeq and is a predicted model, not a curated record. Gene Ontology annotation, molecular function: 5'-deoxynucleotidase activity. Bases 31 to 684 code for a protein of 217 amino acids. NCBI's taxonomy places the organism in Eukaryota, Metazoa, Chordata, Actinopteri, Perciformes, Cyclopteridae.
AACCGUCUGCAUCCGGGUCAGCCAGCAGUAAUGGCGGCCACCAUGGAGACAACAGCCGGCAUGAGCAAUAUGCUGCAGUUCAUGAAACUUAUCGGACAGCUCAAAAGGGUCCCACGGACUGGAUGGGUGUACAGGAACGUAAAGAAACCAGAGAGUGUGUCAGACCACAUGUACCGCAUGGCCAUGAUGUCUCUGACCAUCACAGACCCCACAGUGAACAAGGACCGAUGCAUAAAGCUGGCUCUGGUUCAUGACAUGGCAGAGUGCAUUGUGGGAGAUAUCGCUCCACCGGACAACAUCAGUAAAGCUGAGAAACACAGGCGAGAAGAGGAGGCGAUGAGACAUCUUGCAGCUCUUCUGCCAGAGGGACUCCAACAAGAGAUGUAUGGGCUGUGGGAGGAAUAUGAAACUCAGAGCAGUCCGGAGGCCCGGCUGGUGAAACAGUUUGACCUCCUGGAGAUGAUCCUGCAGGCUCACGAGUACGAGGAGCUGGAGGGAACGCCGGGAAGACUGCAGGAGUUCUUUGACUCCACCGACGGCCGUUUCCACCACCCAGACGUGCUGCAGCUCCUCAGCUCUCUGAAUGAAGAGAGAGGACGUCACGUGGCUGAAACGGACGAAACGAAGAAAUCGGUCAACUCGGACACGUCUUCACAGCCGCGCGCGGCGCCGCACUCCUCUUGACCGCUACGACGCACGCCAAACACCUCCGUAGUGAGGAGGCUGUGACACAACCCUGUGUGUACGAGGAUGCACACGCACGUCACGGGACGUAGUUUCAACUGUCUUCUCCACGUCAUCUUUAGGCAUCUGCUGCAGAGCAACCGAGGACGACGGCACGUGGAUAUCCUCCAUGCGCAUGCAGCUGUUUUGACCCUUUUGUUUCAUCCAUAUUCUCCUGGAUUGUACCGCAUCAGUAUAUAAUAAACACAAUCUGACGACGACUCCCACUGAGAAAACUAACAGAUAAUAUACAAAUGCAUCAACCUGUCAAAAUGGCUUAAAAAUGGGUUGAACAUAUAUUAAAACUGAUAUAAAUUCCCAGAUGUAAUGAAGAGAAACUCCAAUAUUUCUUGACAUCAACAGGUUUUAUUGUUUUAUGUUUCCAGUUCAUUGACAAAUACAUGUUUUAUUACAUUUUGCAUACUAUCUGACAUAUUACAUUAUACAGUUAUUCUUUAAAAAAAGUUUAAGAAUGGUGCUGAAACAUCAUUUCCGAUAUGUUAGUAACAGCAGACUCAAUAAUUCAGUGUUCCUGACAAAUGAGUAAUUUCUGGUCAGAUGAUGUUAUUGUUAUUACUGUGUUUUUUUAAUUUCAGUCAUCUGUGAUAUUUGGUUUGGUUUAAAUUAUCCUUAAUUGUGAUCCAUCAGUCAUAAACAAUGUAUAAUGGUGUGUAAUUAAUUAAAUUAAUACAGAUGUGUUA